CUCCCGCCCCCUACCGUGGUUGAGAAAUACCUUGUUUUUUCCCCCAAAGAAAAAUGACGGAUUGUGAAGACAAAGGCAAUGUAUGCUAUGGAAUCACAACUUUUCAGCAAAUUAUCUCUUCCUGUUGUGGUGCUAUUCUAACAUCCGUUUUGGUGACACCUCUUGAUGUUGUCAAAGUUCGACUACAGGCCCAAAGCAAUCCAUCCCUGAAAGGAAAGUCUUUUUUGGAUUCUGAUGGCUUGACCGAUCACAUUUAUCUUUAUGAAAAUGGAACUGGCAAAACCUGGCAUAAGACAUCUGCCCGUUUUACUGGCAUGUUGGAUGCUUUUGCAAAAAUUGUUCAAAGAGAGGGUGUGAAAGCAUUGUGGAGUGGGUUGCCACCCUCAUUAGCAGUUUCAGUUCCAACUACAGUGAUUUAUUUUACCUGCUAUGAUCAACUACGUGAUGAGUUCGUUAAUAAAUUAGGAGAUAAUGACUACAUUCCACUUAUUGCAGGUGGCAUAGCCAGACUAUUUUCUGCUACUAUAAUAAGUCCAAUUGAAAUGAUUAGAACAAGAAUGCAGUCUAGACGAUUGACUUACACAGAACUGCUUGCUCGCAUCAGUACAGGUGUGACCCAAAAUGGCUGGCUUUCACUCUGGAAAGGAUGGGGUCCCACUAUCCUUAGAGAUGUGCCAUUUUCAGCACUCUACUGGUACAAUUAUGAAUAUUUCAAGAUGAGCUUAUGCAAAAAAUCAAGUUCUCAUGAGCCAACAUUUCUAAUCAUCUUCUCAUCAGGAGCAGCAGCCGGUUCUAUUGCAGCUACAUUAACAUUACCAUUUGAUGUAAUAAAAACACACCGACAGACUGAACUUUGGGAACUUGAUAUUACACAUUCUCCACAGAAGAAAACUAGAUCAAUAUGGGAAGUAAUGAAGAGAAUUGUGAUUGAAAAUGGAUUUACUGGAUUAUUUACUGGUAUUAUUCCAAGAUUGUCAAAAAUUGCUCCUGCUUGUGCCAUAAUGAUCAGCACAUAUGAAUAUGGGAAAACUUUUUUCCGUAGAUUAAAUAAAGACAGAGAUAUGAAGAACUAUUAAUGUUGUUUCUGUAAAAUUGAAAUGAUGUCAGUAGUUAGUACCCAUAAAGGUCCACAUAAAUUGUAUUUUAUUACAUAGUUUUUGCGCCCAUUUUACGCCCAAGUCUCUACCAACAUUAUGUUCAGAGUUAUUCCUUGAUCAUGCUUCAAACAUAAAAAUAAAGUUAAUCUUGCAUAAACAUAUGGGAGAGAAAAGAUUGAAAUAAGUAUAUGUUCCUGCAAAAGGAAGUGAGUACAUAAACUUUAGAGCAAUUUUCAGAUACAUACAGUUGUACCUCACUAUUUGACUGCUCUGAAAGUUGUAGAAUUUGGUACUUGACACAUUUUAUAUUGACACAUUUGGUACUUGUCGUUUGUUUUGUAUUCAACACACACUCUAGAACUGCCAGUGGGUUUCACUGUCCUUUCCAGCCAAAAUAAAGGGCCACGUGUUAUCUCUGGCCCUAUGCACAUUCUCUUGUGGUCUUAGUUUCUGUAGUCAGUAUUUUUGUGCUUUUCUUCUAAUUAUGGGUCCUAAGAAAAAGAAGAGUGAUAGCAUUGAGUAAAAAAGAAAAUUCUUCGCACCACCAAUGAGCAGAGAAAUAAUAGACAAAUAUGAGAGUGGUAUUCGCCUUACUGGUCUUUCUAGGGAAUACAAUAUGCCUAGAA
Messenger RNA from Pseudonaja textilis, 1723 nucleotides. The record is from RefSeq and is a predicted model, not a curated record. NCBI's taxonomy places the organism in Eukaryota, Metazoa, Chordata, Lepidosauria, Squamata, Elapidae.